AUGCUUCGGCGCAUCCUUCGCUCCAUGAUGACCUCGGAGGCCGUGAAAAAGGUUCCCAUCCCGCCUCGCGGGGUGGACUACCGCGGCAAGAUCGUGCUGGCGCCAAUGGUGCGUUCGGGCGAGCUGCCGUCGCGACUGCUGGCUCUGCAAUAUGGAGCCGAUCUGGUCUGGGGUCCCGAGACGAUCGACAAGUCGCUGAUCGGCACGACGCGGCGGUUCAACGAGCGGACCCAGACGAUUGAGUGGUCACGCAUGCCGUCGAGCUUCUCGCCACACACGACGCCGAAAGAGUCGGUGCUGUACCGGAUCGACCCGGCGCACGAGGGUGCACGGCUGGUCUUCCAGAUGGGCACGUGCAACCCAGACACGGCAGAAGCAGCAGCUCGACUGGUGGCGGCGGACGUGGCCGGCAUCGACAUCAACGCUGGCUGCCCGAAGCCGUUCUCGACCGACGGCGGCAUGGGCGCGGCCCUGUUGAAGACGCCGGACCUGUUGUGCGCCAUUCUGGAGCGGCUGGUGGCCACGAUCACGCCGGCCUUUGGCAUCGGCAUCAGCGUCAAGAUUCGGCUGCUGGCCGAUGCCGCCGAAACAAAAACGCUCGUGCGCCGGCUCGUCGCCACUGGCAUCACCGGCCUGACGGUGCACUGCCGCACGCGCAAUAUGCGGCCACGUGAACGGGCUAUCCGCGAUCAGCUCCGCAUGGUCGCCGACGAGUGCCGGGCGGCCGGUGUGGCCUGUCUGAUGAAUGGCGAUGUCACGUCACGUGACCAGGCUUUGAGCCUCAUGGCCGAAUACGGCGUCGACGGCGCCAUGAUCGCCACGGCGGCCGAGCGCAAUCCCAGCUGCUUCCGUGCCGAAGGUGACGGUGGCCUCGCAGCCUGGCCCGAAGUCGUCGAGCACUACGUGCGCCAUGCGAUCGCCGUCGGCAACCGCUUCGGCAACACCAAGUACCUGCUCGUUCAGAUGGUACCCGGCCGCCAGUCCGAGACCAUGGGCCUCAGCCGCUGCCACAACUACGUCGACGUCUGCCGCUCCCUCGACCUGCCCGGCUUGCUGGCUGCUGCCCACGACACCGACGCCGCCCUCGGCAUCGACCCUGACAGCCUGCUCGCCAAUAAGGCGGCCAAGGAGGCCGAGCAGUCCGCCAAGCGCAAGGCCAGGGCCGAGGCCAGAGAGAUGGCUGAAGGCGCGGCUGCACAGCGUCAGCACAAACGGCUGAAGAGCAGUGUCGAGGCUGUAGAAGGAGAGGUUGCUAAGGCUGCAGAAGCUGCCGUUAUCUCGGUGCCACCUCCAUCUGGCCCAGCUCUUGCUGCAGCAUCAGUAUGA
Molecule: messenger RNA, 1326 nt
Organism: Grosmannia clavigera kw1407
Lineage: Eukaryota; Fungi; Ascomycota; Sordariomycetes; Ophiostomatales; Ophiostomataceae
Product: tRNA dihydrouridine synthase
Exons: 2
Coding region: 1-1326 (441 amino acids)
Biological process (GO): tRNA dihydrouridine synthesis
Cellular component (GO): cytoplasm
Molecular function (GO): tRNA dihydrouridine synthase activity; flavin adenine dinucleotide binding
Source: RefSeq, a predicted model, not a curated record